Molecule: messenger RNA, 2971 nt
Organism: Magallana angulata
Lineage: Eukaryota; Metazoa; Mollusca; Bivalvia; Ostreida; Ostreidae
Exons: 12
Coding region: 40-1662 (540 amino acids)
Source: RefSeq, a predicted model, not a curated record
GUACACAACUUCCUUGAUCAGCGUGUACUCUACGUAGGGAUGGCUGCUUUUAGUUUUGUUUGGAUUGUGGUUUUUGGUGUAUUUCUUUUUCACUAUUCAGAAGAAUGGACAUUCAUAGAUGUUGGUAGUAGAUCAAUCUCACUCGGAGAAUCAUAUUUAUCCGUCACCAGGUGCGAUCAAUUUCCACGAAAUUAUUUUAGGAAUAAGACUAAUGACUUGAGACCCGAACUGUUUCUUCAAUUUCGCCAAAACAAAACCAAUAAAUGGGAGACACUUAUUGAGGUCAACAAAUCAGGAACAUUCAUAACAAACAUUAGUAAAGCUAUUAAAACAGACAUUGUGAGAAAUGAAACAUGUGACAACAACCGAUACCGAUACCGAUACCGCCGAUCGCAGUGCAGGAUAUACGCCAACAUAUCAAUGCACUUGGAAACCUGUAAGGAUAAUCUUUUUCCCAGCUUCCGAUGCCAAUUUUCAGAUGGAACAGAUACAGAGAUCUCAAGGGAUUUGGAACUGGAAAUAAAAGGUAAACCAAUUUUUAUUGAUUCCCCAUCAAUUGUGAAUCCGUUGACUUCAAAAGUAUUUGAACUUGGAGAAGUGUUGCAGCUACAAUGUUCUGGAGACAAGAACUUCAGUACACAGUUUACAGACAUCAGGUGGUGUAAGUUUGCAUCAGGACAGUUUGAGGUGAUAUCCUUACAAGAGAAUCCCCAAACUCAAAUUGUAUCUCAAAGAGAACAUGAUUGUACCUUUGUACAAAAAUCAGAGAUCUUCUAUCACAUCACGGAUGACGACAAUGACCCAGAAUUCAUGUGUGAAUUAGAAUAUAAUGCAAACAGUAAAAUAUGUGGCAAAGGAAGAUUUAACUCAACACUUCGAAUCCCGACCAUUUUAAAAGGUGACAAAUGGACACUAUCUCCUGUUAUAAUUUACAAUGAAGAUUCGAUGCUUCAUCCACAAAAUAUAACUAUGGAGGGAAUAGGCAGAACUGUACAACUUCUCUGCAUAGGAUCUAAAGUAAACCAAACCAAGUCCGUUAUGGAAAAAAUUAUGUGGUGCAUAAGGAAGAAAAACAAUACCAAAUGGAAACCGAUCGUUCUUCAAGAAGACAAAAUAGAGUCAAUGAUAAAUACUAGCGGAAAAAUAACAAUUUACAGUAAAAUCACUUAUCACUUAAUUGGGCUGGAUAAAUAUAUUGAUGUUAUGUGUCAGAUUUCCUCGUCAACCAAUUGCGGAAGUGGGGAAGUGUCUUCCACUGUCUCCUUGCAAAUAAAUCCCAGUGAAUUAGAAGACCAGUAUUAUCCGAAACAAAGAGAAAUAGUUGAACCUGAGAGAAGAGAAUCAUGGCUGGUAGUGACAAUGAUUAUCUCUGUGACACUAUUGAUAGGCAUCCUGUUCCUCUUGUUUGGAUUUGUAAUCAAAAGGAAAUGCAAACAAGUUGUCACUGCACCAAACGAAGACUAUAGUAAUACAGAAUUAAACAGAGGGUGUUCGCCUAAAGGAAGAGCAGGAGAUAUUUACCAAAAUCAACACUGUAGCCCGACUGCUAAUGAAAGUGACAAUACAUAUGAGAUGCCUUUAAGCCCAAUUAAACAACCUACUUACGAGGAGAUGAACAAGAGUGACGUCUGCAAGGAAGAAUACGAAGCUUUGUCAUUUUAGACAAUGUUCAAAUCUUUCGUUUAAUAUUGACAAUGUGUGUUUACAUUUGUUGAACGCUAUUUUUUUCCUUUAGAAUCUGCAUGAAAAUUUCGUAAUAAUAAUUUUAAUUUUUCAUCGGUCUCAUACAAUCACACUUAAGCCAUCAGUAAAAAAGUAAGAUUUUAACUCAUUAAGAAAUGAAUCUGAUGUUUUCUUUUUUAUCGACGUAUCAAAUGAAAUAUAGUUCUGAAAACUUUUUUCAUGAUGCGUGGGGAAUCAAAACAAAAGGCGGAAAACUUAUCAAUUAAUUUGCAAAUAGCCAAUGUUCCCAUUCAUUCUUUAUCAGCAGGAACAUAUUACAUCAAAUUCAUUUCUUAAUAUUUUGUUAAAAUAUAUUCCAAUUAUAAAAAGUAAGGUGUCAUUAAUCAAAAGGAAUACACAACAAUACAAAAAUUUUUGAAAUGGAUGAACUAUCAGCUGAUGCUAAGUAAUUGGAUUGAUUACAAAAUGAAAAUUGCUGAUAUCUGUAACGACUGAAUUUGAAACGAAGGAAAAUGCAUGCGAUACUUGAGAACUUCUUCCCCGUGAAGCAAGAUUCAUUUAAACUGAAAAGAGCAAUUUAGUGAUGGAAUGGACCUGUGAAAUAUACAACGGGGCAUUAACCUGAUGCAAGAAGACAGAACGUGUACACAAACAUUUUAUGUGUCGACAAAACGGUAUAUAUGUUCAAAUUCUGCAAAUGCCAUAAUAAGUCUAGCCAGCGGGGUACUUUUAAAUGGCGUACUCGCCGCGUUGAACUCACUGAAGCCUGAAGGAGGAGGAUCAGGCCGAUUAUUCAUCGUUAAGAAUUUAAGCAGUAAUAUCACUGCUGUGCCAAUGUGUUAGACUUCCUAGAAAAGCCAAUCAAGCCUCGCCGGAAAUGUUGAUUGUACUUUCAAGCAGGCAAAAUCAUGAGAUAUCACUUAAUUUUCUGUUUCGUGAAUUAAUCUUUAUAUGGUUUUUUGGGGUUUUUUAAGGUUAGCUUUAAUUUUCUACAUUGUUAUAUGAGAUUACCAUACAAUUAAAUGUCAUAACUUUACAUUUCACUGUUCUUUUUUUUUAUUUCUGUUCUAUAUACAAAUAGUGUUUGAUUUCCUGUGGUAAGAAAAGGUAGACCUAGGUAAUGUACCCGGUCACAUGUAUGUAGUUGUAUAGCUAAAAUUUUUCGCUGAAAUAAUAUGACUUCAUAAUAUUGUACAGUAUUCAUCUUGUAACACUGGAUUCAAAAAACAAAAGCAUUGAUAACGACUUACUGCUUUUUGUCGUUGAUCGAAUGAUUCAACAUGUUUGC